Messenger RNA from Octodon degus (degu), 1893 nucleotides. RefSeq names its product vomeronasal type-2 receptor 116-like. NCBI's taxonomy places the organism in Eukaryota, Metazoa, Chordata, Mammalia, Rodentia, Octodontidae. The transcript is spliced from 6 exons. Gene Ontology annotation, cellular component: membrane. The record is from RefSeq and is a predicted model, not a curated record. Gene Ontology annotation, molecular function: G protein-coupled receptor activity. Gene Ontology annotation, biological process: G protein-coupled receptor signaling pathway.
AUGCCCUUUUUCAGCGUGAUCUUACUCUUCUCGCAGCUGCCUCCCACAGUGUACAACUUGUCUGAUGAUGACAGUCUUCAAAGCCUGAGCACCAGAGUGUACAAGGAUGGAGACGUGGUGAUCGGCGGAUUCUUCUCCCUGUACACCUGUCUGUACUUCACGGGAAUGUCCCAAAUAAAACCCACCAGGGACUUUCUCAUCAUAGAGCUUAUGCCUAGCAAUUUCCCAAAUGUUCUGGCCUUCAUUUUUGCCAUUGAAGAGAUCAACAGGAAUCCUCAUCUUUUACCAAACAUUUCUCUGGGAUAUGAGUACCACAAUUUACUAUACAGCUACUGGAGGAUAUUAGAGAGUUUCCUCAUUCUGUACCCAGGACAAACAACCCCCUUCAAAUAUCCAGAAGACACUUUCCUCACUCGGUACUGGUUCCAGAAUUUCCACUGCUCGUUCUCUGCCUCUGACUGUUCCCUGAAGGACUGCACCCCCAAUGCCUCCCUGGAAUCACUGCCUUUGAAUCAUUUUGACACAGCCAUGAGUGUUGGGAGUUUCAACACUUACAAUGCUGUGUAUGUGGCAGCCCACGCGCUCCAGGAGAUGCUUCAUGAACAUACUCAAAUGAUUAUACUUCCUUUUCAGCUACACCCCUUUCUGAAGGACCUCCAGGUUAACACACCUGCUGGAGAAUAAGUCAAUUUAUACAAGAAUAGUAAAGUGGACGCAAAGUACAAUAUUCUCAACUUUUGGAAUUUUCCCGAAGGCCUGAGACUUAGGGUGAAAGUUGGAGAGUUUUCCCUGCAUGUGCCACCUGGGGAACAGUUGGCCUUGUCUCAGGAGAUGAUAGAGUGGGCCAUUGGAAGCACAGAGACUCCCCGCUCAGCUUGCAGUGAAAGCUGCACCCCUGGGUUCAGGAAGUCCCCUCAGGAAGGAAAGGCUGCCAGUUGUUUUGACUGCACCCCUUGCUCUAGGAAUGAGAUUGCUAAUGACACAAACAUGGAACAGUGUGUGAGGUGUCCAGACCAUCAGUAUGCCAACAUUCAGAGAAUCCACUGCCUCCAAAGGAAUGUCACAUUUCUGGCUUAUGAAGACCCCCUGGGGAAGGCUCUGGCUGGCAAUGCCCUGAGUCUCACUGUCCUCACAGCUGCUGUUCUUGGGCUCUUUGUCAAGAACAGAGACACUCCCAUCAUCAAGGCCAACAACAGGGCUCUCAGCUACACCCUGCUCAUCUCCCUCACCUGCUGCUUCCUCUGCUCCUUGCUCUUCAUCGGCUGUCCCAACACAGCCACCUGCAUCCUGCAACAGACCACAUUUGGAGUUGUGUUCACUGUGGCUGUUUCCACUGUCUUGGCAAAGACCAUGACUGUGGUUCUGGCCUUCAAAAUCACUGCUCCAGACAGAAGGAUGAGACAGUGGCUGGUAUCAGGAGCACCAAACUACAUCAUCCCCAUCUACUCCCUGAUCCAACUCACUCUCUGUGGAGUCUGGAUGAGGACAAAUCCACCCUACAUUGACACAGACUCAUACUUUGAACAUGGCCACAUCAUCAUCGUGUGCAACAAGGGCUUGCUCACCGCCUUCUACUGUGUCUUGGGAUACCUGGGCUCCUUAGCUCUGGUGAGCUUUACAGUGGCUUUCCUGGCCAGAAAUCUUCCUGAUACCUUCAAUGAAGCCAAGUUCCUGACCUUAAGCAUGCUGGUGUUCUGCAGUGUGUGGGUCACCUUUCUGCCUGUGUACCACAGCAGCAAGGGGAAGGCCAUGGUGGCCAUGAAGGUUUUCUCCAUCUCGGCCUCCAGUGCAGGGCUGCUGGGCUGCAUCUUUGUCCCCAAGUGCUACAUUAUUUUGUUAAGAUCAGAGAGAAAUUCUCUGCCUAUGUUUAGAGAUAAGAAAACAUUUUCAUAA